CGUGUUGAGAAAAACGGCGAAUGGACUCUGUUUUGCCCCAAUGAAGCACCAGGGCUAGCUGAUGUUUAUGGCGACGAGUUUGAGGCACUUUACGAAAAGUACGAAAAGGAAGGCAGAGGCAAGAAGACUGUAAAAGCCCAGAAACUCUGGUACGCCAUUCUUGAAGCUCAAACAGAGACAGGAAACCCCUUUAUGCUUUACAAGGACUCUUGCAACAGAAAGAGCAACCAAAAGAACCUGGGCACAAUUCGAAGCUCUAAUCUAUGUACUGAAAUCAUCGAAUAUUGCUCACCAGAUGAAGUUGCGGUUUGCAACUUGGCAUCUAUUGCGUUGCCCACUUUUGUUGAUCCUAUCCGGGGAGAGUAUGACUUCGGCAAACUCCAUGAAGUAACUCAGGUUGUUGUUCGCAAUCUUAACAAAAUCAUUGAUCGGAAUUACUAUCCAGUUGAGGAAGCGAAACGAAGCAACUUCCGCCAUCGUCCCAUUGCUUGUGGUGUACAGGGUCUUGCGGAUGCUUUCCUUGCUCUGCGACUUCCAUUUGAUUCCCCUGAAGCAAAACAGUUGAAUAUUCAAAUUUUUGAAACAAUUUACCACGCAGGAUUGACUGCAUCCUGCGAGUUAGCUAAGGUUGAUGGUCCAUAUUCUACAUAUGAAGGCUCCCCGGUCUCUCAAGGUAUUCUUCAGUAUGAUAUGUGGAAUGUUACUCCAACCGACCUUUGGGAUUGGGAUUCAUUGAAACAAGAUAUUGCAAAGCACGGAAUUCUUGGGUUCAAUGAAUGCUUUGAGCCUUAUACCUCUAAUAUCUACUCUCGCCGUGUUCUUGCUGGUGAAUUCCAAAUUGUCAAUCCAUGGCUCCUGAAAGACCUUGUGGACAUGGGUCUCUGGUCCGACAACAUGAAAAAUCGUAUUAUUGCAGAGGGUGGCUCAAUUCAAAAUAUUCCCAACAUUCCCCAGGAUAUCAAAGCACUUUAUAAGACCGUCUGGGAAAUAUCUCAGCGAACUAUUGUCCAGAUGGCUGCUGAUCGUGGUGCAUUUAUCGACCAAUCCCAGUCGCUAAAUAUCCAUCUUAAGGAGCCCACCAUGGGCAAAAUUACCAGCAUGCAUUUCACUGGUUGGAAACUCGGCUUGAAGACCGGAAUGUAUUAUCUCCGUACAAUGGCUGCCUCUGCUCCAAUUCAAUUUACUGUGGACCAAGAACAACUCAAAGUUGCGGACACGAACGUUGCGCGCGUCAAUGGUGCUCUGAAAAAACGAGGUGGUGUUUCCCCCAGCUCUGCCAGCGCCUACUCCUCUGUUCCUCGUCCCAUGUAUGAUCAAAUACAGGAUGAUGACCAGGCAUCAUCCUUACGUCAAGUGGGCACGAUAACCGUUGACAUUUCCCCAACGCCUCCUGCUUCCCAGAAAAGUACUAGGUUGGCGUCAUCGGAAGGUACGAAGGCACAGGCCAAUGGAUCUGGUGAUUCGACAAAACAAGAGACCGACGGCGAGGGGGAGACCGAGACGGAUAUAUAUUCGCAAAAAGUUAUUGCUUGCAGUAUCGAAAACCCAGAAUCCUGUGUGAUGUGCAGUGGUUAA
This is a messenger RNA of Histoplasma mississippiense, 1575 nucleotides long. RefSeq lists its product as hypothetical. The annotation marks the transcript as partial. Gene Ontology annotation, biological process: deoxyribonucleotide biosynthetic process. Gene Ontology annotation, cellular component: ribonucleoside-diphosphate reductase complex. Lineage: Eukaryota; Fungi; Ascomycota; Eurotiomycetes; Onygenales; Ajellomycetaceae. Gene Ontology annotation, molecular function: ATP binding; ribonucleoside-diphosphate reductase activity, thioredoxin disulfide as acceptor. The transcript is spliced from 4 exons. The record is from RefSeq and is a predicted model, not a curated record.